UUUUAUACAAUAUUGCCAAUUUUUCCGCCUCAAGUAUCUGUUCUGGUUUACACUCCCACCACCAGUAGAUAAGAGCUCCUGUUACCAUCUUCAAUGCUCACACUAAGUACACCAGUCUUUACUCCAAUAGAGGCCCUACGAUGGCUACGGAAGUGAGAACCCAAGUGGCGGAACAUCCUCUGAUGAGUCCAGGCGCUGAGCUGAAACCUGAGAAGAAGUCAGGGUGCAGGCCAAGGAGCCACGGGGACAGCGGUCCACGGAAAGAACUGCUGAUCCCAGGGAUCGCGGAUAUCGAGCUGAUCCGAGAGGCACUGAGGACCCCCAAGGCGCAAACCCCUGGUGCCUACCGCUUCGGCCGGCUCAGCCACCACUCCUUCUUCUCCCGACACCACCCCCACCCCCAGCACGUGACCCACAUCCAAGAUCUCACCGGGAAGCCGGUCUGCAUCGUCCGGGACGGGUUCCCUCUGGGUGCCUCACCUCAAGCCACACCCUUAUCCCGCUAUCUGAUGGGGAUGCCCACCAUCUCUGUCCCCAUUGGAGACCCGCAGUCCAAUCGGGAUCCCCGGCUUUCUUCUGAGACCUGGAAGAAGGAGUUGAAAGACCUGGCUUCCCGUGUGGCUAUCUUCACCAAGGAGAAUGAGCUGAAGAGCAAGGAGAAGGAGGAGCCUCAGCGGGAGCAGGGGGCAAAGUACUCAGCAGAGACCGGUAGGCUCAUUCCUGCUUCCACCCGGGCCAUGACCCGCCGCCACUCCCGCCAGGGCCUGCGAAGCCAGCCCAAGAGCAGAGAUGGAGGAAUCCAGGCCUUCAUCCUACAGGAUCAGGAGUUGCUGAUCCUGGAGCUCCUCUCUCAAAUCCUGCAGACAGACUCCCUGCAUGCUAUCCAGUUUUGGCUCCUCUACGCUCCCCCCAAAGAGAAAGACAUGGCGCUGGUGCUCCUGCAGACAGCGGUGGCUCAGCUCCUACCCCAGCCUCUGGUCUCCAUCCCAGCAGAAAAACUCCUGAACCAGCUCCAGAAAAUUCAAGAACCAUCUCAAGAGAGGCAACAGCUACCUUACAGCCAAUCCCCGAAGAAGACGAAGACACCACCUCUAACAAAAAGCGAAAAACCAGAGAACAUUGGGAAAGCACAAGUUCUUCGCCUGCACUCGAGCCCGAACCCAGCAGAGAAGGGGUCAAAGGCAAAGGCAGAGGGCUGAGGAGUUCGCGCCACUUUGCCCACCUUUCUCAGGAGAAGCCCCUGAGUUCGAAGAGUCAGCCCCCACCUCCUCAACAGCCCUAUCGGUUUUCCUACCACGUGGAGCCUAUUAAAAGACUGUCUUCCCCUUAAGAGGACAGUUCUGCUCUCCUA
This is a messenger RNA of Phacochoerus africanus (Common warthog), 1351 nucleotides long. RefSeq names its product thymus, brain and testes associated (gene TBATA). Bases 141 to 1199 code for a protein of 352 amino acids. NCBI's taxonomy places the organism in Eukaryota, Metazoa, Chordata, Mammalia, Artiodactyla, Suidae. The record is from RefSeq and is a predicted model, not a curated record. The transcript is spliced from 9 exons.